AUGAAAGUGGGCGCCAGUAUACACGAUCUUCCCGUCGAAUUGCUGGUCUACAUCCUAAAAUAUAUGGUGGGAAUGCCAGACAACCCACGGGUUGGAGGACCAGCAUUUUUCCAAGCAUGCUUUCUCACUCGCAUUUGCAAGAAGUGGCGGGAUAUCGUCAUCAAUACCCCUGCUCUUUGGUCGACCUUCAAUGGGAGUCUGACUACCCGCGCCAUUAGUCGUGCGCUGGAACGAUCCAAGAACGCCCCUCUACAACUUUUCCUUUGUUACCCUGUCCGAUUCAACCCCGAACUCCAAUAUGCUAUCUCAAAGCUCUACGCUCAGACAAAUCGCAUUGAUAUCCUAGAACUUUGUAUCGACGAGCAAGUCUGGCCGUCAUCAUUAACCCAAGACCUUUGCAAGGAGGCGUUGUUGCUCGAGCGUAUCUGCAUGCACCGAUUUAUCCCCACUCUGCGACCUGUGGUUGUUCCAUCUAGCCUCUUCGGCGGAGUCCGCCCUCCUAAACUUCGCCACCUUUCCUUGCGGUUCUGCCAGGUACUCUGGGAUUCACCCUGGCUUCGUGAUCUACAGGUGCUCGAGAUAGAGCUUGGGGCCGCCCAGCAACGUGUAGGCUUUCCGCAGCUCCUGGACGUAUUGCGCGCUAUGGAAUCCCUGGAGGUCUUGACGUUGAGCGGAUGCCUGCCUGUUGAGGUACCCUCGAAAAUCUUGGACAACGCGGUUACCCUUAGUCGACUACGCAAGCUGACCUUGCUGUCCGCUGAAGCGGAUACAUGUGCUGCGUUUCUGCACCUCGUGGAUUGUGCACCAUCCCUACUGCGUAUACGCGCUGAAGCGUCACCUUCCAAACUCCAACCGUUCUUGGAAGCAUGCACCCAGCGGCUUCGUUCGAACCGCGUCAAUACGUUGAAGAUCGAUGGGACAUACAGGCAAGGCGCCAACAUCCAGCUACAAGGAUUCUACGCUACAGAUGUCGAGCGGCCGCGUCCUGUGUUCGAUAUCCACGUAACCAUGGGUAUCCGAGAGCCCCCUUUGCUGAUCGUCUCGCUUGGAACAGAUGUACUCCCAAUUACCGACGUCCACACGCUGCACCUUUACACAAAUGCAGUCUCGUUGGACGAGAGCUGCAUGUCUUCCCUAUCCAAAAACCUUCCCAACUUGCGAACGCUCGAUAUCUCGCACGACGCCGAUCUUCAUGCCUGGAUCGCGUUCGUGCUGGCUGAUGUGCCCUUUGCGAAAUUGGGAAAGGUGCAGCAGCCAGCUCUGUGGAUGCCUGAUCCUGAGGUUGUUCUCGAUCUUCAAAAGACGAUAGAACAGGAAGUAGUGUUCGUAGAGCGGAGCUUGGAUGCAGGUCCACCCCGAGAUUACGACCAUCGUUGGGCCAUGGACUGGUAG
Molecule: messenger RNA, 1392 nt
Organism: Pleurotus ostreatus (oyster mushroom)
Lineage: Eukaryota; Fungi; Basidiomycota; Agaricomycetes; Agaricales; Pleurotaceae
Exons: 1
Coding region: 1-1392 (463 amino acids)
Source: RefSeq, a predicted model, not a curated record